UCACUUUGAUCCACAAUCACUCUCGGCGGUCUUGGACUUUCCCUUCACUUCCUAGCUUUUUUAUUUUCCGUGUGCGCGUGACUGGACUCACCUCCUAAGUCUUGUCACAAUAUGCUUUUUAAAACUUUCUUUGUUUUUGUGUUAUUCAAUGCUGCCUCCACAGCCGGCGAGUUGACAGCAGCCACAGUAUACUGGGAUGCCCAACACAAGACUGUCCUGCUGAAGGAGGGUCAAAUGGAGGUCGGCGGAGAUGCGUACGGCUUCCUGAACGACAGCCUGUCCACGACAGGAUGGAGUGUCCUGGAGAUCCGGGCCGGAUACGGACAAACCCCCGAGUCGGAUGAGGACAUUUUUUACCUGGGGGGCUUCCUUGAAGGCUUUCUGACUGCACGCCAGAUGAUAGAUCACUACACCAACAUGUACCCUCAACUCAUCCGUGACCCCACCAUCCUGGGCCCGCUCCAGACCUUCAUGAAGCAGCAGGACUCUUGGACCAGAGAGCAGGUGAAAAACAACAAGAGUUCUGAUCCUCUGUGGAAACACGCCGGCUUCAUCGUGGCCCAGAUGGAUGGCCUGCAAGCAGGAGUUGCAGAAUGGGCCAAGAGACAAGGGAAAAAGCCGCUGUCCAUGUUUGCCGUCCAGUUCCUGAACGCAGUCGGAGACCUGCUGGAUCUCAUCCCGGCUCUGGUCCCAAGCUCUGCCACGCCGCUUAAACACCCCAAACUUCCAGGGAUGGGACACUGUUCUGCUCUCAUAAAGAUGCUCCCAGGCUUUGAGAACCUCCUCUUUGCCCACUCCAGCUGGUACACGUACGCCGCCACCAUGCGUAUCUACAAACACUGGGAUUUCCACGUCACUGAACCUCACACGGCCACCGGGAAACUCUCCUUCAGCAGCUACCCAGGGUUCCUGGUGUCCCUGGAUGACUUCUACCUCCUAGGGAGCGGUUUGAUGAUGACCCAGACCACAAACGACGUCUUCAACUCCUCCCUUUUUGACGUCGUCACCCCCAAAAGUCUGCUGGCCUGGCAGAGGGUUCGACUGGCUCACAGUCUGGCGCAUACCGGAGAGGAGUGGGCCAAAAUAUUUUCAAAGUACAACUCAGGAACCUACAACAAUCAGUACAUGGUAUUGGACAGGAGCAAAGUGAAGCUGGGCCACAGCGUUAGCGACGGCGCUCUGACUGUCGUGGAGCAGAUCCCCGGACUGGUGGAGUACUCGGACCAGACCCAAGCGCUGCGUCUCGGCUACUGGCCGUCCUACAACGUCCCCUUCCACCGGAACAUCUACAAGCUGAGCGGCUACGAGAUGAUGUGGCAGGAACUAGGAGAGGACUUCUCCUACGACCUUUGCCCCAGAGCCAAGAUCUUCCGCCGUGACCAGGGGGGCGUCAAGGACCUGGACUCCUUGAAGCACAUCAUGAGGUUCAAUGACUACAAGAAGGAUCCAUACUCCAAAGGGGACCCCUGCAAGUCCAUCUGUUGCCGUAACGACCUCAAGACGGAAAAACCAUCUCCGGGCGGUUGCUAUGACACCAAGGUGACCGAUUUCCAAAUGGCGGCCGAGUUCCGCACGGAGGCCGUGAACGGGCCGACCACGCAGGGCGGACUCCCGCCGUUCGUGUGGGAGAAAUUCAGCAACGUCAGCCAUCAGGGUCUGCCGGCCUACUACAACUUCACCUUCGUCAGGAUGGAGCCCCUCCUCUUCCGGCCUUAACGCUUCCUGCAGGCAAGGUAGUGGGGGGGGGGGGGGGGUCGCCGGUGACGUCAACAACGUAGCCUAGCUAAUUGAUUUUACCAAACUUUAGACUUUGGACUUUGGACUGGACUUGACUCGGACUUUAGCCUGAUGACUUGAAAAUACUUGAUAUUUGCAGUGAGUAUGUGUAGUACAACGUGUACCCAAUACCAAGUAUUCAACUCAGAUGACCGUUAUUAUGACAACAUCAUAUUCAUCAGGUUAUUAACAUUAUUAAUAACGGGUUUGAGAACAAACAACCAGGGGGUGUGGCUUACAUUUCAGUUAGCGCCAGACUGUUUGGGAGGCAUCGAACGUUCAUUCGGGAAAAUUAAUAUACAGUCAUCCCUCGUUUGUAGCGCUAAUGCUAAUAAAUCAUCAAUAUGUUUAUUCCUUUCUAAAUAUGUUUUUAAACCAUAAUUAGAGCCCUGGAUACAAGAAAUAGCACCCCUAUAGUCACCUUUACACUCCUAUUAUCCCAUGCUUACACCACAUGGUCGCUCUCGAGAACGGCCACUAGCUCGUGAGCCAACAUGUUAGCAAGCUAACCAUUCAUUCGUUCAUUUUCUACCGCUUAUCCUCACGAGUGUCGCCGCGGGAGGUGCUGGAGCCUAUCCCAGCUGUCCCGAGAGGCGGGGUGCACCCUGGACUGGCGGCCAGCCAAUCACAGGCUGUUUUCUUCUAAACUCCUUACUUACCGCUUACCACUUCCACACAGGCUGGGAGGGGAACAGUUUUUUUUCCAAUGUCAUGUAAGGUAAUGUGUCAUUAACGUCCUUACUGCCGCCUACUACUAAUACUACAAGUAUUAGUAUUUGUAGAUCAAGUAUGUGCUGUAGAAAACCACGUUUGUACUUGAGACUUGCAGCCUGAAUGACGCUAACCAAUGCCGCUGUACGCAUGCUAGCAAAAAAAAACAACAUAUUUUAACGUAUCUCAGAUCUGUAGUCCACGUGACUUCGAGAUAAGCAAAUUGGUCGUGAUUUCAGUUUUUGUGCCCCCCCCCCGUCCACUUGAUUGUUUUAAUGACGGUGUCUCACACGCUAGCGGGAUCGAACAUUUGCAUUCAUGUGUCUCAGGGUGAAAUGAGUCAACUGUUUUGUGUGUGUGUGUUUCUACUGCAUGUAAGAUGAAAGCAGCGGCCAUGUUUGUCAUGACCGUCACUCUCAGGGCUCUCAAGCUUAUGUUUCCUUUCCGGCUUCCAUUUUACGAAUAAAGUUUUUACGGUGGUA
Messenger RNA from Doryrhamphus excisus (bluestripe pipefish), 2969 nucleotides. Lineage: Eukaryota; Metazoa; Chordata; Actinopteri; Syngnathiformes; Syngnathidae. The record is from RefSeq and is a predicted model, not a curated record.